This is a messenger RNA of Yarrowia lipolytica CLIB122, 1065 nucleotides long. RefSeq lists its product as uncharacterized. NCBI's taxonomy places the organism in Eukaryota, Fungi, Ascomycota, Dipodascomycetes, Dipodascales. Gene Ontology annotation, cellular component: prospore membrane; ascospore wall; lipid droplet. The record is from RefSeq and is a predicted model, not a curated record.
AUGACAGAAAAAUAUAUAAAAAUAUUGAUAAUUUUUAAAAAGUCCAAAAUUACCCAACAUCAUUUUUCUGUAUUUAUUAUGUCAUUUUCAGUUGCAUUAAAGUCCACCCUCAUCCACCCCCAUUGCACUUGUUUGUGUUUGUCCCACUCAAAAUACUUAACCUACAUCUUUCUUCCUCAUCUCAUGAUCCGCACCAACCUCUCGAAAACUUGGUUUGCGUCUUCUCGACUAAUUCGAAUCGCCGCGUCGCCCAUCUUGAUACCUGCGCGAAUGAUCAUCAGCGGCACCUUCAUGUACCCCUUCAUGGGGAUCUACUACUUUUUUACUCAUCCCAUUCUGUGGGCCUACCUGUUCACCAUUUUCCUGCCACAGAUAGUGCUGACCAUGGUCGUGUUCUUCUUCAUGUACCUGUUCUUCUACCCCAUUUCGGCCGCGUUUGCCUUCCUUUUCAACGGUCCCACAGGGCUGUUCACCGCGUGGAUUGCCCUUCUUCAGCAGUCUACUGUAAUCGCUGGCAUUCUGGGCGAUAUGUUCUUGUUACCCACCCCAAUGAAGAUGCUGUUUGACAGCAUCAUGUCCCGUGAAGGACUUGACGACAUUGUCGUUGCUGGAAAACAGAGAAGACCCACUCCGGUGCCUCCGCCCCAGACGCGAGUCAAGGUCUUGCUCAAACAUCUACCACUCACCCUGGUAUUUCCUACAUGGUUGGUCCGACUGACAGUCACUGUACUUCUACACUUCAUUCCCAUCAUCGGUCCCUUUGUUGCAAUUUUGGUCAACGCUCCCCGACGAGGUCGAAACGCACACGCUCGGUACUUUGAGCUCAAGAUGAUGCCCAAAGCCGACGUGGAACAGUUCACACGGGUGCGACGGGGCCAGUACCUCGGGUUUGGUAUGGUUGCUGGCGCUCUGGAGUCGAUUCCGUUCCUUGGACUUCUUUUUGCGUUCACCAACUGUACUGGCGGAGCUCUUUGGGCCGUGGCCAUUGAGAGACGGAUGCGUGACACAGCCCGGCCUUCUCUCAACAACGCGCGUGCCCGGGCCCAGCAGAUGAUGAUUGGAUGA